UUCUCCCUGUUCUAGAAGAAGAAGAAAAAAAAACUCUCUCCCCGUCUUCUCGACUCAAGUCGCAAAGCCUUCCCCUCCCCUGGAUUCCUCGACCCCACGCGAGAGCCUCCCAACCCUAUACGCCAGAUCGGCUCCCACCACCGCACGCGCAGAAUCCGUUUGGAGUUUCGCCGCCGGCGCGGCAGCGAGCAGCCGGUCCCAGGGCGUCCGUCCCUGGCUCCCCCGCGGGCACCAGCAAGGCGAACCUUGUUUCGACAGAAUGCAAGACCCUAGAGGUAUGGCGCGAGAGGAUUUCUCAGCGUCGAAGUCACAGAAGAGGAAGGUUGUGUACCGGCCUUUGCCCUCAGUCCAGAUAAAAACUGAACCUGAACUUCUGCGGAGGGACAUUCCACAUUCGUUGGCCAAUACACAGAAGCCACCUAAGAGAAGCUUCAGGAGUGAGCCCCGCCCUCCCAUGCCGCAGUCUGACAGAGGAACUCCGGACUCGCUACCAGAUUCUGGUCCUGCGGAUGAAUAUCGGGCGCUACGGAGGAAGUACAUGAUGCUGGAGGAAGAGAACUACACGCUGGAUGCACAAUUAGGCAUGGCAGAAAAGGAAGCCAAAACUCUCGAGGAUGAGAAGUUUGCAUUGCUGGAUCAGCUUGUUGUCUUGGAAGGUCUUGUGGAGCCUUCGCAGCUGCAGACACAGCGAAGGCUAUAAGGCAUCUAUGUGUGACCCUUUGUUUUUUCGUAGUGUAAUUCUGCAUCUGGUAUUGUUAGGUGUGACUACCCUCAAGAUGUACCCAUUGUAGUGGCUAUUUUACUCUAGAUAGUUGCUCUAGACAGGACAACUAUCUGGAGUAUUUGUGCACGAUGAAAGAGAAUGAUACUCCCUCAUCCCAAAAUAAGUGUCGUUGAUUUAGUACAACUUUGUACUAAAUUAGUGACACUUAUUUUGAGACGGAGGGAGUACAUAUCAUACUAUCAAAUGAAAUAUUGGCCGCAAAUUGUGGUGUAAGAACUAUGGAAUUCAUGAAUGAUGCAACUGAUCUAAAUGAUUUACCUAUGUUCUAGUA
Molecule: messenger RNA, 1055 nt
Organism: Triticum dicoccoides
Lineage: Eukaryota; Viridiplantae; Streptophyta; Magnoliopsida; Poales; Poaceae
Exons: 2
Coding region: 260-700 (146 amino acids)
Source: RefSeq, a predicted model, not a curated record